AUGACUAAUAGAGGAACAGGAUUCUCACCUUUGGAAGCUACCAUUUUGUCAAAGCCUCAUUUGGAAACCACUAUACCAACUUUACAACUCAAAUCACAGGAUGCAGCAAGAUACUUGGAGCAGCUCAAAACAAAUCAUAUUGAUAAAUUAAAGGAAAUAAGACAAAAUCUUAUCAAGAGCAAGAUGCUACCCAGACAGUGUUUUAAGAAAUUGAGAUUGCUGGCACUCAGGAAUCCGGAAUGCAAAUCAAAUUGGUUCAUGGAGAUAUUUAUUCCGAACGUGCUAAAGUUUCAACGGGUAUCGGGAAAUGCGGGAAAAAUUUUGUUGUUAUUAGACAAUGCUCCAGCUCAUCCACCAGCGGAGGAACUUAAUGCUGUCAACGAAAAUGUAGAGGUGGUUUAUUUACCUCCUAACGUGACGGCCUUGAUCCAACCUAUGGAUCAAGGUCCGAUAUCACUAACAAAGAAACGGUAUAAAAAAAGUUUGUUGCGAAAUUUAAUUUUUGCUGAUAGAUUGCAGGGUGCUGAUAACUAUCUUAAGAAUUUAAACUAUCACGAUUGUUUUCCGAUUUUAAAUGAAGCGUGGAACAGCCUAAAAAACUCGACUCUAGAAAAGGUUUGGAAACAUCUUUUAGGAGAUUUAUGCCAACCAGCUAACUGUCGACAGUCAUCAGUCGCAAGUGAAAGUUCUAAUAACUUUUCACAGUUAGAAACUAAUGAAGCUGAUGCAGAUGAAGUAUUGGAGAACAUAAGAAUUCCUCCUGAAAUCAGCGCCAAUUUAUCUCGUCUCUCCUUGGAACCAAAUUCGGAAGAAGUUUUGCAAAAUUGGUUUGACGCAAUCGAUGAAACUGAUUGUGGCUGGGAACCAAUGUCAGACAUAGAUCUUGUCCAAUUCGUGCAAAAUAAUAGAAUUGAGGAAACAGAAAUUGACGUAGUCACGAACAGUGAAAAUAGUUCUGACAGCUCAUCAGUUUUCCAAACGGGGGAAAUAUCAUCCUCACAGGCAUAUGGAGGAUUACAAUUAUUUCAAAAUUUCGCUCGCAAAAAAGUUUCACCAGAAGAAUAUAACAAAAUUCUAUUAUGUCUCAAAGUAGCAAAUGACAUAUUAGAGGGCCGAGAACCAGAAAGUUCUCCUCAAAAAGAACUGAAUUCAGUUUUUAAACUAUAA
Molecule: messenger RNA, 1167 nt
Organism: Leptopilina boulardi
Lineage: Eukaryota; Metazoa; Arthropoda; Insecta; Hymenoptera; Figitidae
Product: jerky protein homolog-like
Exons: 3
Coding region: 1-1167 (388 amino acids)
Molecular function (GO): nucleic acid binding
Source: RefSeq, a predicted model, not a curated record